Molecule: messenger RNA, 3825 nt
Organism: Neospora caninum
Lineage: Eukaryota; Apicomplexa; Conoidasida; Eucoccidiorida; Sarcocystidae
Product: putative cAMP phosphodiesterase
Exons: 18
Coding region: 1-3825 (1274 amino acids)
Biological process (GO): signal transduction
Molecular function (GO): 3',5'-cyclic-nucleotide phosphodiesterase activity
Source: RefSeq, a predicted model, not a curated record
AUGGAGGGGACGCGCCAUAGGUCUAGCUCGUCUUCCGCAGGGAAGAGCGAGUCGCAGAAUCGUGACUUGGACGAUGUGGAGCUAGGGCAAAUGCGAGACUCGUCGGGACAGUUGGGCGAAGAACACGUGCGACUGACGAGGAAGGACACGACCGAUGAUUUGGGAAAUGGAGGCGCAACGACGGCCCACGGGACGCUGGACGUCUUGGACGACGUCAGUGAUUACUCGUCGCAUGCUCUGGAAAGGGCGCCGUGGCGAAGGGGACUUCUUGGCCGGAUGCGGGACCGCAUGGACGCGUUUAUGACCGAUAUUUUCAGGAGUGAAACGGACUUUCACACCGCGUACACGAAUGCAAAGACACGGAUUGGCGGGCUGGCGAGCUCGACUACGUCGCGGAGUGAAACGACAGAUGGAGUCAGCGCGACUCAGUACCUUCACUUCUUUCCUCUCCGCUUCAGAGACGGGGGCCUCGAGACGGAAUAUGGACAAGUGUGUGGCCAGCUGUUUAUUGGCCGUGACUUCCUUGUCCUUUGCUUCACCAUUCUCUUCAUCAUCCCGACGACUUGGUAUCUUGCUGACUACAGCUUUAGUGCCAUCGACCUUCGAGAACACUCGUACGGCGCCUGGAUCGCUUUCCACACCGCCUGCGGCGUCGACCUCUUGGUUGGGCUUAUCUCACUCAUCUGCCUGAUCUUCCCGCAAGUCUGUCCCAUUCUGCACAACCACUACGAGAGUUUCUCCUACGUCAUUGUCUUCCUGUGGAUGUCUGUUUUGAUGAUUGUCAUGGCAACAUUUCCACAUCUGGUGGUUGUUCCGGAUCCCAUGGAGCUUCUGUUCAAUUACAACGACGCCGAACUGGAGACCGAGAUCAUGAAGCUCGCGCCGGUCUGUCGCUUGAUUCAAGGGAACGAAGGCCUCUACGAGUACACGGAAUCCCUCAAACACAAUCCGGACCACAUCGGCUCCGCGAUGGCGACGUGCAUCGCAGAGCAAUCGUGCGUCUCCGGAGCUAUGGAGAUUGUCUCUAUGUCUGCUUCGAACUGCGCUCAACAGCUCAAGAUGCUCGCGGGACAACCCGACUUGACGACGCUUGCCGAGGCCCUGUGGCUUCCGUUUGCGACUUACUUGGGCUACGUCAAGCAGAUGCUGCAAGUUUUCAAGGUCCCGAUUGUUGCCCUUGCCGUCAUCAUCAUUCACUUUGGGACGGGCAUGAUGUUCAUGGACACCCUGUCUCCUUCCAGGACCAAAUUCACCCUUGCGCUCCACAUCGUCGUCGUCCCCAUUUGCGCGCUCCCCUUCAUUCUCCUGCAGUCGAAGUACCCUUUCAUCGUCCCAGUCCAAGAAGCGGCCCUCUUCCUGCUUGCGUUCACGUUCGUGGCAGCCGCUGGGUACUUUGGACGAUAUGCCCAAGAAUUUCAACAUCGACUUCUCUUCUGUUCAUGGCGCGUGACCAGCAAGAAACUGACGGAUUUGAAUACGAAAAUAAAGAACCAGAAGAAGCAGAAAAAGAGCUCGACUGCUGUUGAGGAAUUGAUCACGCAAGUCAAGGAGUGCCAAACUUUGUGCGGCAUAGCGCGAAACCGGGGCCGUCGCGCAGACGUGAUGGAGGAGUUGAUCCAGAUGGAGAAACUUCUUGAAAAGAUUCUUGAAAUUCUGACGCAAACGGACAACCUCUACUCCGUCCACUUCGCCGACACGAAUGAGGUCCAUAGGCAGUUCAUCGAGCUGUACAACAAACCGGAGAACUUGGCGCGGGAGUUGCCGCAUCGCGCAGCGAGCCGCAGUGCGCAGAAACGCCUGACUUCAGGACGCCCAGAGUCGAUCGCCUCCUCAGGGCCCUCGCGACGCAUGCAGUCCAGCGGUCUGCAGCUGGGCAGCAACAUGAGCAUGGCCACGGAAGGCGUCGGCAGCGGACCGAAGAGUAGCAACUCCAGUCCCGUGAUCGGCUUUGAGUUUGGCUCUGGGUUCGAGCAGAUGAACAGCGUUGUGGGCGACAGCGGUGUGACCGGGACGUUCAAGAACCUGCCGAUGCCCGAACACACUGCCUCGCUCUUGACGUGCGUUGGGAUCGACUGGGACUUCGACAUGUUGCAUCUGAACUCGCGGACGGAGAACAUCAUCGUCGAGGUCGGCUACGCCUUGCUCUGUCGUUUGGCGACCGACUUGGGGUGUGAAGAAGUGCGCCUGAUUCGCUUCCUCUACGCCAUCCAAAUGCAGUAUCGCGACAACCCGUACCACAACAGAAUCCACGGCGCCGAAGUCGCUCACCUCACGGAGUGCCUCACGCGCAUGCUCAACGCCCAAAGGAACAUGAACUCAAUCGACAAGGUGACCCUCACAGUGGCGGCGAUCUGCCAUGAUGUCGGCCAUCCAGGCAGAAACAACCAGUUCUUCAUCAACGCCUUCGAUCCUCUCGCGGUAAUCUACAACGACGUCGCUGUCCUCGAGAACUUCCACAGCUGCUUGACAUUCCGAACACUCGAAAACCGAGACUGCAACAUCUUUGCCUGCAUCGAUGAAAGCAGCUUCCGAUAUAUUCGCCAAUACGUUAUUGAGUGUAUUCUCGCGACCGACAUGAAGCAACAUUUCGAGAGUCUGUCACGUUUCCGAAUCCGGCGAAGCUCUCCUGAGUUCAACUACGUUAAAAAUGUGGAAGACAGGUGGCUCGUCGCGAGGAUGUGUGUGAAGGUCGCGGAUAUUGGACACAACAUGCCGCUAUCGCCUCUCUGCGAUCGCGAGAAGCAUGCGGACAUGGCCAAGUCUCAGGGCGGCUUUCUGGAGUUUGUCGUCAAGCCUCUGAUCAAAGAAAUCGAGGAAAUCGAUCCGUUUGGUCGCGUCCGAGCGGAGAUUUUGUCGAACAUUGAGGCGAAUCAGCAGCAGUGGCAGGAGCUUCACGAGGCGGGGACGGAGAUUGAAUUGGUGCGGCACACGUGCCCAGACGCUGCGGAACAGAACACGGUGACGACGUACGCAGUGCGCAAAAUCGCGGGUCUGGGCCUCCAGCAGUCGAAGGGCAUGAAGCCGAGCUCCUCUUUCUUCGUGCCGGAGACGGGGGCGCAACGGGGGAACAGCCAAAUGAUGUUGCACACGAUCACCUCGACGCCGGACGUGAUUCGCAAGCACUUGGAGACGCCGAAGGACGGCGAGACGGAGGACUCACAGCCCCAGGCUGCUUCGGCUGCGGGUCCCGGAUCAAGAAGGACGAGUCGAGAAGAAGCGUCUCGGGGCGCGAGCGCAGAGGACCGGGAUCUUCCGCGCGUCCGAAGAACCCAGGGCAGUCGAGGGUUAGCCUCGCUCGACAGCGAACGAGUGAAGGAGCACGUGAGUUUUGCAGACAGCGUCGAGUCGCUCGGCCGCCGCGGAAACCGCGACGCAACCGCCUCAACCGACGGCUCCAGACGCCUCGACACCGGCCUCAGUCUCGCCUUCACGGCUUCCGACUCUGGCGCGGUCCUCGACCCUUCCUCGAUGUCUCUGGACGACAGUGCGCCCCAAGACAGAGACCAGAGAGGAGAGACACGCCCGUCGAGCACUGGGGGCAGACGAACGCGCGAGAAGAUCAGCUUCGAGGACUCGUCGCCGUCCUCGAAAGGCUUUGGAUCGUCCCAGGGUUUGCGCGUCACGUUUGGCGAUUUGUCGGAGGACAGCGAGAGCGGGGACCGGCCCUCGGACGACGCCAUCUCCGUCGACUCUCAGCCGAAAGUCUCCGAGUCUUCGGAGAGCUCGCAGCCUGAGCCCGAUAAUGGGCGAUCCUCCCCGCCGCGGCUCUUCGAGACCGCUGUGACGAUGAAGCGUGACGAAGGUUCGGCGUCUCGGAAGAAGUAG